GUCACUCACUGUAAAUUAAACCUUUUUGUCCUCCUAUGUGUACAAUGAGUGCGUGUGCUAAACAAUUUGGAUAUGUGCUGUCAGCCUAUUCUUCAUAGAGUGGCCCAGGGGCAUAGUCCAUCACAGCCUGAUUUCUGUAACCUGGAGCUACACGAUGUGACUGUCACCUAUGGAAACCUCUUGCGUCCUAUUUAAGGGGACACAUACAAUAAGGUUCCAGAAUGGGAGACUGGUCUAUCUUGGGACGUCUACUAACGGAAGUCCAAAACCAUUCUACUGUAAUUGGAAAAAUAUGGCUGACAAUGCUCCUGAUAUUCCGAAUCCUCCUGGUAACACUGGUGGGAGAUGCAAUGUAUGGCGAUGAACAGUCUAAAUUCACAUGCAAUACCCUUCAACCUGGAUGCAACAAUGUAUGUUAUGACAGCUUUGCCCCGGUUUCACAUCUUAGAUUUUGGAUCUUUCAGAUCGUGCUAGUGUCCACACCUUCCAUUUUCUACAUCAUCUAUGUACUGCACAAAAUUGCUAAAGAUGAGAAGACUGAGCUAGAAAGGGCCUACAUAAUGGAACUUCUUCAAAGUUUAUCCAUUGGUGAACAUUUCCUGAAAACCAAACAAGGUUCAGAAGCAGAUGAGCAGGUGGAGGUUAAAGACAUAUCCAGAAAAGGAGAGAGGUUCAAGCCAAAGUUUUCUAAUGAUCCUGUGCGCUGUCCCAUUCCUGUGUUUGAUAAGAUGCACGUUAUUUACAUUGUCCAUGUGGUCCUCAGGUCAAUUAUGGAAGUGGUGUUCUUAGUUGGUCAAUUCUACCUUUAUGGCUUUGAAGUACCUCACCUAUUCCAGUGUCACACCUACCCUUGUCCUACUACAACAGACUGUUUUGUCUCCAGAGCUACUGAGAAGACAGUCUUUCUCAACUUCAUGUUCGGAGUUGGUCUUGGUUGUUUUAUUUUGAAUAUUGUGGAGCUGCAUUACCUUGGGUGGUUUUAUGUAUUUAGAAUCUUAGCGGUUGCUUGCAAUACUUGUUGUGAAUUUAAGAGCAGGAAGAAAAAGAGGCGCAUGGUACUGCACCCCGAGCAGAACAGUCUACUUAUACAUCUAAAGGACACUAUUCAAGAACGAUUUGUCCUGAAGACCUCAUCAAGCCUUUCCACAGAGAAAAUUGGCUGUCUACCUUCCCCACCAGUAAACACAAUUUCCUUCACAAAUGAUGACACUGAUGAUACUACCUCAAGGAGGAGUCCAGAUAUUAAACACUCUAAUAUAGCCAAAAUACCCAAGGGCAAGAAAUCAUGGCUAUAAGUGGUUGAAUUUUCAAACUGUCAUAGUGUUUUAAAAGAAAGUGUGGUAUUUGACUAUUUAGUUUACAUCUGGGUGAUUAUACAUUAGUCUAUAAUUGCAUGCAAUAUAUUUAAAUAUAUUUUUAAACUUGA
Molecule: messenger RNA, 1426 nt
Organism: Rana temporaria (common frog)
Lineage: Eukaryota; Metazoa; Chordata; Amphibia; Anura; Ranidae
Product: gap junction delta-2 protein-like
Exons: 2
Coding region: 222-1295 (357 amino acids)
Biological process (GO): cell communication
Cellular component (GO): connexin complex
Source: RefSeq, a predicted model, not a curated record